Messenger RNA from Amphimedon queenslandica, 4386 nucleotides. RefSeq names its product ubiquitin carboxyl-terminal hydrolase 40-like. Gene Ontology annotation, biological process: protein deubiquitination. The transcript is spliced from 37 exons. NCBI's taxonomy places the organism in Eukaryota, Metazoa, Porifera, Demospongiae, Haplosclerida, Niphatidae. The coding region runs from base 195 to 4091 and encodes 1298 amino acids. Gene Ontology annotation, molecular function: cysteine-type deubiquitinase activity. The record is from RefSeq and is a predicted model, not a curated record. Gene Ontology annotation, cellular component: cytosol; nucleus.
UUGACUUUUUGCUUUCAAAAUACCAUCUAUGGUAUGGACUGUAAGACAAUAGUUCUUUUAAAAAAGUAGCUACUUCAAAAUCAUGGAAAAUCAUAGUUAUAUGGACGAUUUCGGUAAAUUAAAACACGUGUUAAUUAAUUGGUUAAUUAUUCAUCCUAAGGGGGCGUGCACCCUAUUAGGGCGUGGUCAGGACAAUGCUGGCUGGUCUGUUUGAUGAAGAUGCAGCUCUAGCUGAAGAAGGAGGGGGAGGAGGACAAGGGGGACAACAGGGGAUACCCAGGCCCCUCCCACCAAGGAACAGAACCAAGUUGUGUGGAUUAAGCAAUCUUGGUGCAACCUGCUACAUGAACGCUCUCCUUCAAACUUUAUUUUAUACGCCAGAGCUGAGAGAGUCUUUGUUUUCACUGAGUCGAGAAGAGCUUGGUAUUGAAGGAGAGGCUGGAAUGAUUAGGGAUAUCCCAGUUCAGUUGCAGCACCUGUUUGCUCGUAUGCUGUUAGCUGAUCAGGACACUGUGGGUGUGGAAGGACUUGUCUCAAGUUUUGGAUGGACAAACAACGAACAAAUGCAGCAGCAUGACGUCCAGGAGCUAAACAGGAUCUUGUUUGAUGCCAUUGAAUCCUCACUAGUUGGUACAUCAGGAGAGCAGCUCAUUGCCCAGCUCUAUCAUGGGACCAGUGUACAACAAGUGAUUUGUGGAAGAUGUGAGAAUGUGAGUGAGAGAGAAGAAGACUUUCUUGAUAUUCCGGUCGCUCUGACUGGGAGAGGUGAUCUUGAGUCUGCUCUUAAAGAAAUGUUCUGUGACGUUGAGGUUCUUGAGGGUAGCAACCAGUAUCGCUGUGGGACGUGUAAUUGUCUUGUAGAUGCUAAAAGAGCGGCUAAACUACGUAAACUCCCACCUGUACUCACCUUUAACCUGCUGAGGUUUCUUUAUGACUUUGAGAAAGGAGAAAGAUACAAGGAUUUAUCUAGUUUUAAGUUUCCACGUUCACUUAUCAUGAAACCUUAUCUUGAGGCAGUGAGGCCAGGAAACCCUCAGAAAGGAGGAGGAGAAGAUGAAGAGUUUAUAUAUGAUCUCUUCUCUGUUGUAAUACACAGUGGGACCACACACUCGGGUCACUAUGUGGCAUUUAUUAGAGAUAUAGACAGACUAGGAGUUUGGACACAACCUGAGAAGGAGCCUGUUUCAUUACAGAAGUCCCUCUCUGCUGAUGUCUUAGAGUAUAAUUCUCCAUUGGAGCUACUUCAAGCAAUCAUACCACAGUGCGGAGGAAAAGCAACCAUCAACAAACUCUGCAAACUACUUCAAGAUCAGACUGGUGUUACUUGGAACAAAAGGUUUAAACAGCAGUACGGUCCUAUUAGCAAAUUCAUAAGGCAGAACAGUGAUGUAUUCUCAAUUGAUUCUACUAAUACGAUCACAUUAAAGAGUGAGGCCCCACCCACAUCACCCAAAAAAGACUCGGAGGAAGCCAUGCAAGUCUUAUCUUCUAAAGAAUGUACUCCUCACAAGCUUGAGGAGAAUGAGGGGGAGGUAUCCGAUAAAGAUGUCACACCUGUUAAGAAUGAUGUUCCUGUUAGUAAUGGCCUUUGGUUUGAGUUCAAUGAUUCUCAUGUUCUUUCCGUCAAUCCUUCCGCCAUUGAUAAGAUGUUCUCCGGCAGACAGAGUGCUUACAUGUUGUUCUAUCGUUUGAGAUCUCUCAAAAGACCCAACGAAGCGGCUGGCAAUCCUGUCUAUGGCGUACCCCAAUGGCUACAAGAUGAAGUGGCUACUACCAAUGCUGUUCUUGAAGCAGACAGGCAGCAUUAUGAAAAGGCAGUUAACACAGUUAAUCUCAGCAUACAUCCAUCAGUCUACUACGUGUAUGCUAGUGGAGCUCUUCAAAACAUUAUGAAUGAUCUAAUUCAUGUGAUAAGUUUUGACAGAAGGCAAUCAGUAUCACAGUUACAAGCCACCAUAAUACAAGAGAUCAGUGAUUUCUGUACCCUCCCUGAUACAAUGUGUAUCAAUGUAGCAAAAAAAUUACCAGCUGGUCUCCAUGUAUAUGAAUGUAUAUCCAAUGAUGAAAAUUCUUCAUUGAUUGACAUUGGUAUUUCAAAUAAUGCUGACCUGUUUGUGUGGAAUGGAACCACUGUGAAUGAUGAUGCCAUUCCACUUGGAAAAGAUCUUGAACCGAUUCUACUUCAUUUGAAUUAUCCAGCGGACUCUGAUGGAACCCUCGCCACCAUUUCUAACGGUUUCCCGAAAUCUACCACAAUCCUUGAAUUAAGACAAUAUUUUGUUGAGUUGCUCAAUUGUUCGUCUCCUCACGAUAUUCACUUGAAUCAAGUUCAAAGAUCAACUCGUUCUGGGGAUGCGACUAUUCAAACUAUCCCAAUACACAAAGAUAAGAAUACUUUGGCUGAUCUUUCGUUGUCAGACGGUGAUCAUUUGACAGCUGAACUAAAGACGAAGAAAGGAUACAAAUCCUUCGCUUAUUCUGUAGCCGACAAGCAAAACAAGAUGAUCACGUUUCUAAUAGAAAACAGAUGUGUGGAUUCUGGUGUAGAAGAUUAUCCAGUCUAUCCUGUUGAAGUCUCGAAAACCGAACAACUGCAUCAAGUUAAGCGUCACAUUACGUCUCAACUACAAUUGGACAAUAUUGAGGGCGGAGGUUGUUUGUGUAUAGAGGAUGAUUUUGAAGGGCUUGGUCCGUCGCUGGCCGAGGAACAGUCAGUCUCUGAAGCUGGUAUUGAGUCUGGAAUGAGAGUUGUGCUGAAACCAGGUCUAGCUCCUUUAAGAAAUCAAAUUCCUUUAAAGUGUGCUGUUCCAGGUGGCAAUUUUCAAGAGGUAAUUGUUGAUAGAUCCUCCACAAUAAAAGAAGUUUGCUCUGUGAUGGUUGCUAAAGUUGGGCUGGAAGGUGAUGAGUGGCAUCUUAGGAAGUGUAACUGGGCAGGAGAAUCAGCGGAAACUGUUGAUGACGAGGCUGCAACUGUAAAUGAGCUAAAGUUCAGAAGUGGAGAGUAUUUUUUAAUUGAGAGUGGGCGGCUUCCUCCAAAGGGAUUCCUUCGUCUCUCCGUGCACCUCUACACUAUGGACAAUAGGAGGACUGGAGAGGAUGUUCCUCUCUCAGUCCAAGACUGGUUCCAAGGACCCACUGAAGGAACUGGAGACGAGCAGAUGGAAGUGACAGUGGAAGAGUCAUUGAUUCCUCUUCACGAACAAAUUCCGUCUCACUAUUUCCCUCAGGUCUACGGGCAGUUGGAUUUUAUUGGAAAUAUUGAAAUUAAUAAAGAGUGUUCUGUUAAAGAUUUAAAAGAACAAAUAAUGUGCCUAUCAGAGUUGUCUCUAAUUGAUAUUCCUUCUUCCGAUUUCCUUCGAGUGAGGGAUCUACUUAACAAGCGUCCGGGAAGAGUUUUCAAAGAUAAAACCCACUCGUUAAAACGACUUAAGCUAGUGUCUGGUUCUUCGAUAUGUUGUCAAGUUCUUCCCGAGGAAGAGAACCUUCCUGCUACCAGCAUACUUUUCAACUUAUACAUGAGACGGUUGCCUUCUCAAUCGUACAGCAAACCCAUUGAGGUGGUUUAUGACACGGCAGUAUCAACCACACCCAUAGGACUCUACAGCCACAUCAGUCACAUUCUGGCCAUGCCCCUCGACAGGAUCGUCCUGGCUAAGCAUAAAUUCGAAUCUUUCCAGUGGAUUAGGAUAGAAGGACACACUUUAAACGGAGAAGAUAAGGAGAAGAAAGGGAAGCGAAAGGGAAGAGGAGGAGGAGCUACAGGUGUUGCUAGAGCUAGUGGAAAGGGAGGGACUCACGUGAAUAUUAAGAACGCUCCAAUAUCACUCAGAGAUGGGGACCAUGUGGCAGUGAAGGAUCUUCAGUUUGAUCCUGCAGAUGAAGAUGACUUCUUGACACCAGAGGACAAGAAAGGGAAGGCCAUACUUGCUGCCAUUCAAGAAGAAAAGAGAAGAAGGAGGAAGGCUAAGUCUGAGGGCGAUAUUUUAAGUGGCGAUACCUCAAGCAGGAACAAGAAACAGAGACGACCGGAGAUUGGCAUUAAAAUUCAUGUGCCGGACUUCUCUGCGUCUCUGUCUGAAAAACCUUCGUAAAGUUUGUAUGUCACUCUCUCUCUUCUCCUUCCUUAAUGUUUUUGUGCAUGUACAUAUACAUGUAUGUAAACUGAACUGUGUGAUGUAGAGUUUAUACCAUCUGUGAUAUUUAUUUAUACAUGCAUCUGAUGUACAUGUAUACUAUACUUGUAUAUAUAUACAUGUGUGUGUUGUUAAGUGUGUUUAUCAUCUGUUUAUUGUCAUUUUGUGUUAAUGUGUCCCCCAUAGUGUGAUGAUGAUGAUUAUUAUUAUCAAUUUUUAUAUACCAAAAAAAUCUGUAACAUUUUGAAAUAAA